This is a messenger RNA of Colletotrichum graminicola M1.001, 714 nucleotides long. RefSeq names its product pyrimidine 5'-nucleotidase. Gene Ontology annotation, molecular function: nucleotidase activity. Gene Ontology annotation, biological process: nucleotide catabolic process; pyrimidine nucleobase metabolic process. NCBI's taxonomy places the organism in Eukaryota, Fungi, Ascomycota, Sordariomycetes, Glomerellales, Glomerellaceae. The record is from RefSeq and is a predicted model, not a curated record. The transcript is spliced from 4 exons. Bases 1 to 714 code for a protein of 237 amino acids.
AUGGAGAACGGACGGGCUCAGCGAGCCACAGCUGGAAAGCCUGUGCUCUUCUUCGACAUCGACAACUGCUUGUACUCGAGAAGCCAUAAGAUCCACGAUUUGAUGGCGAAACUCAUUGACCAGUACUUCAUGACGCACCUCGCAUUGCCUGAAGAGGAAGCCUCGAGGUUGACCAAGGAAUACUACAAAACAUACGGCCUUGCCAUUGAAGGACUGGUCCGCCACCACCAAAUCGACCCACUGGACUACAACACUAAGGUUGACGACGCUUUGCCUCUGGAAGACAUGCUGAAGCCCGACCCUGAGCUCCGACAGCUCCUGGAAGACAUUGACAGAAGCCAGGUCAAAGUAUGGCUGUUCACCAACGCCUAUAUUAACCACGGAAAGCGUGUCGUCAAACUGCUGGGAAUCGACGAUCUCUUUGAGGGCCUCACAUACUGUGACUACGCUCAGCUCCCAUUUUUAUGCAAACCGGCAAAAGAAAUGUUCCGCAAGGCUAUGAGUGAAGCGGAUGUUGAAAGGGCUGAAGAUUGCUUCUUCGUUGACGAUUCAUACGAUAACUGCAAGAGUGCAUCGGAGCUCGGUUGGACGGCAGCGCACUUGGUGGAAGCAGGGCUGCCUGUGCCCGAAACCAAAGCGUCCCAGUUUCAGAUCCGCCAUCUCCAGGAACUGCGCAUGGUAUAUCCGCAUUUCUUCAAAUCAGCCGCCGUCUAG